Ceutorhynchus assimilis (cabbage seed weevil) is the source of this 1077-nucleotide messenger RNA. The record is from the annotation of a GenBank genome assembly. Lineage: Eukaryota; Metazoa; Arthropoda; Insecta; Coleoptera; Curculionidae.
AUGAAUUUUGAAUCAGAAACAGAGCGUAAUCAGUCUAAUAGGCAAAUUCAUGGGAAUUUUCCGCCUGAAGUCCCUUCAUCAAACGGACAGACAGACAAGCCGGAAUCUGAAAAGGCAGAUAAUCAAGGUACAUCAGAAGAAGAAGAAGAUAUGUUAGAAAAUCAAACAGGAUACAGUAGCGACGACAGUAUUGCGGAUAGAGACUAUGUUCCGGACAAGGAACCUUCAGAUUCCGAUGGUUCCAGUGAUGAUAAUAUUCCAUUGCUGGUAGUGAAAAGAAAAAUACCUACUGAAAGUGAUGAGAUGAAGGAACAAAACAAGCGAAGGAAUGCGAACAAGGAUCAAGACAAACAACCUGAAAGAAAACGAUUAGUAGAUGGACCUUAUACAAGAAAAAAAAGGAAAGAAAGAACAGAAAAUAAAAACACCGGGCAAUCCUAUGUCACAGCAAAAGGCAAGGAAGUUCGAAAGAGAGAAAUGAAAAAUUUGCCAAUCUGUAGAACAAAAUGUCGUGAAAGACUGGUAGAAGAUGUAAGACAGGGCAUUUUCAACGAAUACUGGGGUCUUGGAACUAGAGACAAAAGGGUAACCUAUAUUGCUGAUCAUUCGGAAACAAAAGAAACAGCUGUCAAAAGAAAACGCACUGACGAUCCGGCUAAGUCAAGAAAUCGUCAAGUGAGCCAUUCAUUUCAUUUUAAAAUAAAUGGUGGAAAAGUUAAAGUAUGCCGAGGUUGUUUUAUGAAAAUACUAGAUGAAACACAGAUGUUUAUUACCCUUGCACUUGACAAUUCUCGAUUAUCAUUAUCUGGCAUUGUUCAACCUGACAAAAGAGGUCGCCAUGAACCAAAAAAUAAACACAGUCGAAAGAUAAUUCAAGAAGCAAUUGACCACAUCAAAUCAUUUCCCGCGCACCAAUCCCACUAUACUAGAAGAACAAACGACAAAAAAUAUUUGGCUCCUUAUUUGACCCUUCAAAAGAUGUAUGAACUAUAUAGUGAAAAUAGAAAGGAAAAAGUCUCCAGACGCAUUUACGAGAAAGAAUUUCAUAAACUAAAGCUGGCCUUUAAGAAACCGUAA